Messenger RNA from Ustilaginoidea virens, 2133 nucleotides. RefSeq lists its product as uncharacterized. The record is from RefSeq and is a predicted model, not a curated record. NCBI's taxonomy places the organism in Eukaryota, Fungi, Ascomycota, Sordariomycetes, Hypocreales, Clavicipitaceae. The transcript has 7 exons. Gene Ontology annotation, molecular function: oxidoreductase activity; copper ion binding. The coding region runs from base 1 to 2133 and encodes 710 amino acids.
AUGCAAGCAGCUGAAUCAGCGCCAGGCAGAAUCCCCGGAGGAACAUUGACCGCAAACAUAAAGGCUACAGACUCUGUCUUUGAACAAGGCUAUACAGAUCUGUCACACAGCUCUUGGACCUCUUCACGUACCUUCAACGAAGACAUCCAUGUGACCAAAGCCUGCCUCAAGAUGACUUCUUUAACUGGUCUUGCCCUCUUGCUGUGCGUUCUGGCCAGCCAAUCAUGGGCGGCGAGAGUGCAAAAAACCCUUCGGAUUGCCUGGGAGAAGGGCGCCCCAAAUGGGCAGUCGAGGGAAAUGAUCUUCACAAACGGUGUUUUCCCUGGCCCGGAGCUCAUCUUUGACGAGGACGACGACGUCGAGAUCACGGUCCACAAUGACAUGAACAGAAACACAACCGUCCAUUGGCACGGAAUUGCGCAGGAAGGAACUCCGUGGGCCGACGGCGUGAUUGGUCUGUCGCAGCAGCCCAUUCGACCAGGCGAAUCCUUCGUAUAUCGAUUCAAAGCCUCUCCGCCAGGCACGCACUGGUACCAUUCGCAUGAGCGAAUGACUCUAGUAGAUGGACUUCAUGGCGCUUUCUUCAUCAGACCAAAACGGGACAUGAAAGAUCUGUGGUCCAAGAUUAGCAAUGAUCCAAAGGAUAUCGACGCCAUGUCGAAAGCUGCCUUGGACCCCAAGCUAAUGGUCCUUUCUGACUGGUCACGCUUCACUUCGGAGGAGUAUUGGAAAGCAAUUGAAGACUCGAAACUCUUGUUAUUCUGUGUCGAUAGUAUCCUGUUGAACGGCCACGGAGAAGUAUACUGUCCUCCACAGGAGUUUCUCGUCAAUCAAACGCAAUGGGGCCCACAACACUUUACAUUUCCUGAUCAGAACGUCACAGAUAAGGGAUGUUUCCCUGCUGUGGAAGAAGGUAUUCAAGGACCCUGGGUCAACCAGAGCCUUCCCGAGAAGAUCCCAGCCCAUAUACAGUCUGGCUGCGUUCCCUCAGCAGGAUCCAACUACACAGUCGAAGUGGAUCCGGCAGACGGCUGGGUCAGCAUGAACUUCAUUGCAGCUGCUUCGAAUAAGCAGGUCGAUUUCUCCAUAGACGAGCACCCCAUGUGGAUCUAUGAGGUUGAUGGCAAUUAUGUGCAACCUCACAAGUUUGUCGCAGCCGCCAUCACAGCAGGCGAAAGGUUCUCCGUCAUGGUCAAGCUGGACAAGCAGCCCGGUCGGUACACGAUACGUUUGCCAGAUUCUGGAGCGACCCAGGUCAUCUCGGGGUUCGCAAACAUGGUGUACAAGGGAGCCGAGCAUGUGUCUCCUCCGACGAAACCGUACGUUACGUAUGGUGGCCUAAGCGGUCGGCCGGAGACAGAUACGGAGAGCUAUGCGCCAUACAACAUCUCGGCUGAUUACAUGCCACCCUGGCCUGCAAACCCCCCAGCUGCCACGGCGGAUGAAGAGUACCUGCUGGUCAUGGGACGCGCGGGAUCAUCCUUCCAGUACACCAUGAACACAAAUUACCUUUACCCCAUGGACUUCAAAGCUGAUCGUCCCCUGCUGCACUAUCCCAACCAGACAGUAGGCACCGAGGACGAGAAGCUAGUCAUCCGCACCAAGAACGGCUCCUGGGUAGAUCUGAUUCUCCAGGUAGCUGUCCUACCCGGUGACGGGGCUGCCUUUGAGCACAUGAUGCACAAGCAUGGUAGCAAAACGUGGAGGAUCGGCAACGGAGCCGGCGUGUGGAAAUACAAGAGCGUAGCUGAGGCCAUUGCCGCCGAGCCCGAGAGCUUCAACCUCAAGGACCCGGGGCUGCGAGACUCGUGGUUGACCAUGUUCUCCCCCGUGCCUGCCGGCGGCUAUUGGAGUGUUUUCAGAUACCAGGUGACCAAUCCGGGACCCUGGCUUUUCCACUGCCACUUCGAGCUGCACGCGAUGGGAGGCAUGUCCAUCGCGCUGCUAGACGGCGUCGACGUGUGGCCACAGGUCCCCGAGGAGUACGCGGUCCGGCACCAUCCGUCCCAAGGUACGCAAACCUUGGCGGCAACUCCCAAUGCUUCCAAGCCCUGGUACAAUGGGAUGUUGAACUUUAUGCAGGCUGUGUUGGGGAUCCUGCCGGGACAGGGCUCCGAGGAGCUGCGACGCUGA